Penicillium griseofulvum is the source of this 1539-nucleotide messenger RNA. RefSeq names its product Serine hydrolase FSH. Bases 1 to 1539 code for a protein of 512 amino acids. The transcript is spliced from 6 exons. The record is from RefSeq and is a predicted model, not a curated record. Lineage: Eukaryota; Fungi; Ascomycota; Eurotiomycetes; Eurotiales; Aspergillaceae.
AUGGAUCUCAACGGUCCUGCCCUCGCACCGCCACCUGGUGUUAUUCCAAACCUGGACAACCCACCAAAUAACAAUGGACUCGCCAUUGGGGGAUGUUUCUGGGGGGCCAUUUAUGCCGAGAUAGGUCUUAUCGACACACCAGGUUAUUUCGUUCACCAAUGGAAUGUUCGAUUGAAGGAUAUGAUCCUCGCCCAAUAUUACGUCUUCCUCUUCGGCGUCUUUUAUUCAAUUGUUCUACCGUUGCUUAAAGUGACGAUUCUGAUAGGAUGUUGCCGAAUGUUCGCCCCAAGAGGCCGCCGGUCUGAGGGCUAUUUUUGGUGGGGGUGUGUGGUGGUUAUCUUCGUUCAGGUUGCCGCUGGAAUUAGCAUCGUGGUCGCUCUGAAUAUGCAAUGCAUUCCUCACAGCGCAAUCUGGGAUAUCACCAUCCUGGCAACUAGCAAAUGCUUUAACUUGUACAAGUUACAAGUAGCGUCUGCUAGUAUUCAACUGAUCUCUGAUGUGGCCAUUCUGCUCUUGCCUCAACAGGUUAUUUGGAGUCUCAAGAUGACCUGGCGAAAGCGACUGGGUGUCUCCUUUAUCUUUGGCCUCGGUUUACUGGCAUGUAUCUCCGCUAUCUUCCGACUCGAAACCACAAUCGCGCAUGGCAAGUCGGCAGAUGCUGUUUGGACGCUACCUCCCCUGGCAUUCUGGGCGACCGCUGAAAUGACAUGUGGCUUUUUUAUCGUGGCCCUACCGUGCAUUCCGAAGAUCAUGAUGGAGACAGGAGCCGGGGCUAAGAUAAAGAGCAUUCUCGGCAUGUCUUCUCUAGGGAAUACAUCUAAGCGGAAUUGGUCAAGUGAAGGAACAGCCCAGUCAUCAAGCAAUCACAGCAGGUUGGCGGGAAGCACAGCUAAUGCCUACUACAAGAUGGACACUCUGAAGCCAUCUGAAUCCACCGAGUACCUGCAGAAGGAACAACAAAAGCAUAUUUUGGAAAUGCAGACCGGUGCCACUGCUAUCACAGACGAGUUUUACGGAUAUUUGCCAGAUUCCAUUACCGAAGCUAGUGAAUGUCGGGAUCUAUUGGCAGGAUUAGUGGAUUACGUCCACAGCAAUGGGCCCUUCGAUGGAGUAAUGGGAUUCUCAGAGGGAGGCAUUAUGGCGGCUAUGCUACUUGUGGAAGAUGCCCGUCGUCCCUUUGCAGGAUUCAAAUGUGGGAUAUUUUUUAGCGCAGCUUUGCCCUUGGACCCAGAUGUGGUCCGUACGGAAAUUCUACGGUGUAUCGACCCAGAUACCGAUGGAGUCGUGCUCCAUAUUCCUACCGCACUAAUAGUUGAGGCAAACCUUGUUCGUUUGCGGGGUCAAUCACCCCUGGCACCAUUGUGGUGCCAGAAGGAUGCGCAGGAGGCACUAGUUCAGAUAUGCGAUGAGAAGUUACGCGAGGUGGUCCGACAUGAUUUAGGGCACCAAAUUCCCGGGUCCAAAUCGAUGGAGGGAUUUUUGGAGACAGUUCAAGCCAUUGAAAGGACCAUUGAGAGGGCUAUUGAUCUUUUUAGCUAG